AAGAUAUACAGCUGGAAAUGGACAAGGAGCGGUGUUUGGUGAUACGUGGAGAGAGGAAUUCCCAAGACAUGGGAAUGCUAAGGUGGAAAUGGCGGGUGGUGGAGAGUGGCAGUCCAAGCAAGCCUUUCAAAAUCCCAGAGGACGUGAAUGUGGUUGGAAUAAGAGCCAGCUUUGAGCAGGGUCUCCUCCAUCUUGCCAUGCCAAAAGUUACCCACAACAGAUUUACUCCUUAUCACGUCUUCCACAUUCACUCCUCCCAUCAUCCUCCUCUUGCCCAUCGCCCACAUCAACCUCACAAACAAGAAGAAGAAAAUAACAUGGGUGAUAAAUUGGCAAGUAUUUCUGGGGAUGCCGAUAUGAAGAUUGAGCCAUUGUCACCGGGGCAUCCAGAAGAAGAAGAAGAAGAUGGUAAAAUGUUGUCAGAGGUUCCAGCAAGAGAGUAUGCACCAUCGAAUUCUGUGAAAUCAGUAGAUGAUUCAAUGAAGAAGGAAGUGUGUGUUUCUCAAUCUGAGAAUCAACAGGAAGAUGUUAUGCAUGAAAAACGUGGAGAUGUAGAAGAGAAAAUUGGUAAAGGCAUUGAAGCUGAGGGGACAGCAGGGGCCUUUUCCUUCAAGAUGACUAGUGCACCAGAUUCUCAAGAAAAGCAAACAAUGGAACGUGGGCCAGAGAAAAGAUUUUAUAAAAAAGCAAAAGAAGAAAGAGUUAGGUCUGAGCAUCCCAAGCCAGUGUUAUGCAAAGGCUUAUCACAUAUAUUCUCUGCUAUUGCUGCAAUUGCUCGUCGUAAGCGGCGGCACUGAUAAGAAUCAUGUGCUUGUCUGGGUUUAGUUUUUUCAGAGAGGAUCUCUUUUCUUGUCUAUUACAUUUAUUCUCUUGUGGCUUAAAGCCCACUGCUAAAUCUUCAUUCUCUGAAUGAA
Cryptomeria japonica (Japanese cedar) is the source of this 914-nucleotide messenger RNA. RefSeq lists its product as uncharacterized. The transcript has a single exon. NCBI's taxonomy places the organism in Eukaryota, Viridiplantae, Streptophyta, Pinopsida, Cupressales, Cupressaceae. The record is from RefSeq and is a predicted model, not a curated record. Bases 18 to 797 code for a protein of 259 amino acids.